GUACUAAAACGUGAAAUUUUCAAAAAAAUUGCACAAAAAGCUUUCGAAAUGGUUGCUGAACAUCUUCCCCAACAACCCAUUAAUGGAUACCAUUGUAAUGGUAAUUCGACGAAUGGAGUAACAACAAAUCAGUUGCAAGUAAAUUCGCCGUUCGUACAAAACGACGGCACCUACGUGACCAGCGAAUACAACUACCGUCGUAAUCAAAUCGACUAUACGCCGAACGGUACCAUUCAAGUGACACCAAAACAACACAAAUACACAUUCCGUACCCUAUUGAAACCAAACAAAACCGGUGUUUUACUGGUUGGCUUCGGCGGUAAUAAUGGUUCAACUUUACUGGGCAGUAUUCUCGCCAACAAACACCAUCUGACAUGGAGAACGAAACAAGGCGAACAGAAAGCCAACUAUUAUGGGUCACUAACACAAGCGACUACUGUGCAUAUCGGAUGGGAUGGUCAGAAGCAAGUUUACGUACCGUUCAACAAACUUCUGCCAAUGGUUGAUCCCAACGAACUGGUCAUCGAUGGAUGGGAUAUCAACGGCGCUAAUCUUUUUGAGGCUAUUCAACGAGCCAAGGUAAUCUCUUUUAAAUGUGUCAUACAACAAUUAAUACUCUUUUAA
This is a messenger RNA of Anisakis simplex (herring worm), 624 nucleotides long. The record is from the annotation of a GenBank genome assembly. Lineage: Eukaryota; Metazoa; Nematoda; Chromadorea; Rhabditida; Anisakidae.